GGCCACUGACUCCAAAACGUGCCCCGCCCGACCGACCGGAGCCGAACGGAGGAGCUCAGAGGAAAGAGGAAGACAAGGGAGCUCGCAGAAAUGGCGAAGAAAGCUUCAAAAUCUCAAGACUCAGCUCCUCCUCCAUCCUCUUCUCGAACGCCAGCCCCCUCCGCCGGAGCUUCCGAGGCAGCUAACGCAGAGAGAAUGGUUUUGAGAGCAAAGUCGAGUGAGAAGAUGAAGAGGUUAGCAGAGAUGAGCAGAGAAAGCGAGGAUGAGCGGAGACCCAAGUCAGCAAAGACUUCAAAAGGGUCUCUGAAUAAGAAGAAGAAUCACAAGCUUGACUCUAAGAAGCCCAAGAAACCACCAACUGCGUUCUUCUAUUUCCUGGAGGAUUUUCGAAAGGAAUAUCAGGAGCAGAACCCAGAUAUCAAGUCAAUGCGGGAUAUCGGAAAGGCUUGUGGCGCUAAGUGGAAAACAAUGACGUACGAGGAAAAGGUCCAGUACUACGAUAUAGCUGCCGAGAAGAGGAGAGAAUUCGAUCAAGUGAUGGCAGAAUACAUCAAGAGGAAGGAAAGUGGGGAAGAUCCCGAAAGCGAGGAUGAGACCGAGUCUGACAAAUAAGCUGUAACAAUCUGCAGAUUCCUCUGUAGGACCGGAAAUGGUAGUUGUAGAACAUUGAUUGUGUGUAAAUUUUAGGCAGUGGUAAUUAGUUGGUUAAUCUCUUUUGUAACCAUUGGAACUGUUGCCUUCAAGUGAAAUGAGAGGACAGUUUAUAUGUUUUCCCUAUACAAAUUGCAAAAUAGCCAUUGA
This is a messenger RNA of Punica granatum (pomegranate), 801 nucleotides long. NCBI's taxonomy places the organism in Eukaryota, Viridiplantae, Streptophyta, Magnoliopsida, Myrtales, Lythraceae. The record is from RefSeq and is a predicted model, not a curated record.